AUGGCCAAAGUUGGGAAGUUGACAAAGCUUAAGUCAGCGAUAAAGAAAUGGCCUUCCUUCGCCAAGAACCAUCAUCACUCAUCGUCAUCGGCCGCCGUCUCCGACGAGCUCUCAGAGGACAGCAAUCUCCAUGUGGUUUAUGUUGGUCAAACCCGACGACCUUACAUGCUUAGACCAGAUAUCAUCGCUCACCCACUCUUCCAAGAACUUGUGGACCGUUCUUCUAGAUCCGGCGAACAAGAUCGUGAGAUUGUGGUAGCGUGUGAAGUUGUUUUGUUCGAGCACUUGUUGUGGAUGCUCAAGACUGGUCAAGAAGGAGGAUCCGUUGAAGAAUUGGCUGAGUUCUAUACUUAUUGA
Molecule: messenger RNA, 357 nt
Organism: Microthlaspi erraticum
Lineage: Eukaryota; Viridiplantae; Streptophyta; Magnoliopsida; Brassicales; Brassicaceae
Source: the annotation of a GenBank genome assembly